This is a messenger RNA of Cladocopium goreaui, 1194 nucleotides long. The record is from the annotation of a GenBank genome assembly. Lineage: Eukaryota; Dinophyceae; Suessiales; Symbiodiniaceae.
AUGACCUCGACCCAUGCGAACAGCGCAGUGUCCGCAUUGUCUGCCACUUCGUUUCAGGCUGAUGCUGGCAAGGUACCCAAGGCACCCAAGACGGAGGCAGGCGCCAACCGCGGCUUGCUCCAGAAGAUGCUCUCCAAUGUGAUGGAUGAGGAGGAUGAAGUGGAUGCUGACGAUGAGGAUGCAGAUAGUGGGGAAAGGGAUGGACAAUUGGGCAUGAGCCUUCGGAGUGUGACCAGCCACCCUCAACCAAGAGGGAAGGUCCCGACCAUCACCAGUCCUCCCACUGGACGUCCAGGUUCACGGGGUGGUCCAGGCGCAGUGAGGCGGAUGAGCUUGGAGAGUCAAGGGCGGCCACUGUCACGAGGGGAGAGGUCAACCCCGUCAAGUUCCAGAGUCACUGUUACCACUGGGGCUCCCAGACCCGCACUUGCCACCUAUGUGUCGCAACCGCGGCCAGGGAGCAGAGGUGGUUCCAUGCCCACUGCUGAGGUGAUCACCAGUCCUGGACGAAAGCCUGCUGUGGGAACACAGCCAAAAAGUAAGAGUGCGGCUAUGCCCAAAGCAGCUGGCUAUGCAGGUCUGCACCAGGCGCGCGUCAGUCCGUCCAGUGCGGCCAGUGCCGCGAAGUCCUUGGUGCCCGCAGCGAAGCCGCGCUGCGGCCCCUCAGCCUUUGAUCUGGUGAAGAAACUUAAGCAGGCUGAAGACCCAGAAGAGGAUGAGGGUAACUUCAUCAUGCCGCCAGGCCGCCGCUUUGCGGCACAGGUACCCAAGACUGUGGAGCCGACCCAGGUGACGACCACAUAUCCACAGGUCUACGGACGCGUUGAGGAGACAGUGAUGUCUCCCUACAAGGGCGGUCCGGUGUACCUUUGGCUGCGCUCCAGCAUCGUGUGGCUUCGUCGCUUCCCAGGACGUCACUGGAUGCGUUGGAUUGAGCGCAACUCCGACUAUCAGAAGAUGUGCUUGAUGGGCAUGCCAGAGUUUCACAUUGAUCCCACCAAGAAUCGUUGGAGGUACUACAUUGACACCAGUUACUAUGGCGGCAUGCUGGACAAAUCCCAUGAAGACUUCUACCGUUACAUCCUGUUGUACCCUGCCAUUGCUUUCUUCCUGCACUGCACCUGGUGCCGUAUCAAGGACAACGACAAGGACAACUUCCUGGCAAAAUGGCGAGUCCCUGCAGAAGAGGCCUGA